Cryptomeria japonica (Japanese cedar) is the source of this 1892-nucleotide messenger RNA. RefSeq names its product mogroside IE synthase. Bases 9 to 1559 code for a protein of 516 amino acids. The transcript is spliced from 2 exons. Gene Ontology annotation, molecular function: UDP-glycosyltransferase activity. The record is from RefSeq and is a predicted model, not a curated record. NCBI's taxonomy places the organism in Eukaryota, Viridiplantae, Streptophyta, Pinopsida, Cupressales, Cupressaceae.
AACAACUUAUGCCCAAAAGAAUACCUACACAAUCACUGAAAGGCUCUGAGACUCUCACCUGGUACAUACCAAAAAUGGCGAAUGAAAUUGAAAGCAAAAGGUUCCUAGGGCACGUCAUGGUGGUGCCAUACUCCACUGUCGGCCACAGUAAUCCCCUGCUUCAGUUCGCCAAAAAUCUGGCUUCCAAGGGCUUUCUUGUCUCCUUCGUAAGCCUCCAUUUCGACCAUAGCAGAAUGGUGAAGGCCAGAGAGUACCUGCAACGCCUCAGCCAUGGCGGCCCUGGUCUUGUUCAGUUGGAGUGGAUUCCAGAUGAGAUUCCUCCACAAGUGCCUCGCGACCACCACAUCCAUCCCUUCCUCUUCCACCAUAUGCACAACACCAUGACAGGACACGGGCUCGAAUCCCUCCUCCUUCGUUUCAAUGCCUCCCCAAAUCCAGUCUCCUGUGUCGUCUACGAUUCUUUCCUUCCCUGGGUCCCCAAAAUCGCAACCAAGCUCAGCAUUCCCCACGCCUUCUUCUGGACGCAGUCGAUCACAGUUUUCUCGCUCUAUUACCACUUCAAGAACGUUGAGAAGUGGGAUGGGGAAAGGAAGCUGCCGGAAACCUGCAAUGUUCCGUGUCUGGGCGAAUUUAAAAUUGGGGAUUUACCUGGGCCUUUUCACCGGGAACAGGAUCUCAAAGUUCGGAAAGUGCUCGAUUUCUUCGUAGAUCUUGAAUCGGUAACUGAUGCUUCCUGGGUUCUUGUCAAUUCCUUCGAGGAGCUUGAAACAGAGGCGCUCGAAUACAUGAAGAGAUUAGUGAGAGCGCCUGUCAUAACAGUUGGUCCCUCCAUACCGUCGGCUUUUCUGGACCGUCGCAAUCCAGAGGACACUCGGUUUGGUGCAGGCGCUGACCCUUGGGCAGGGUCAGAGGGCACAAUCAGAUGGCUUAAUAGCAAGCCCCCCCUUUCGGUUCUUUAUGUUUCAUUCGGGAGCAUAACUUCUGUCAGUCCUGUUCAGAUCCGGGAACUGGCAGCAGGGCUUGAAAGAAGUCAGCACAGCUUCUUGUGGGUCAUCAGGCCUCCCCAGGGCCACCAUGACCUCAGUGCAUUGAUGCCUCCUGGAUUUCUGGAGAGGAUCGAAGAAAGGGGUUUGUUGGUGGAAUGGUGUGUUCAGCUGGAAGUGCUGUCGCAUCCGUCUGUGGGGGCUUUUAUGAGCCACUGCGGUUGGAAUUCCACUCUGGAUGCUCUCUGUUCGGGAGUUCCAAUGCUCACCUUGGAGGUUUGGACGGAUCAGCUCACUAAUGCCAAAUGCGUGGAGGAGCUUUGGAAAACAGGCCGUAGAAUGAGGAAGGGGGAAGAUGGGGUUGUGCCGAUGCAGGAGAUUGAGAGAUGCGUCAGAUCGGCCAUGGAGGAGGGGGUAGAAUUUGCAGAGGCGAGGAAGAAUAGCCUGAAAUGGAAGGAAACUGCGAAGGGGGCUAUGAUGCCGAGCGGUUCCUCCGAUGUAAGUCUUUCUCGCUUUACUCAAGAGCUGCUUGCGGCUAUUGGAACUCAUUGGAACUCAGGGCAGAGGAUUCAGUAGUCGAGCAUUCUUUGGAUACAAGUAUUUUUAGUUUUAAGUGUUUGAGGUUAUUGGAAUUUAAUCAGGGGAGAGGAUUUAGUAUUUGAGCAUUCCUCCCAUGUAAGCUUUUCUCACGGCUAUUAGAAUUUAAAUCAGGGGAGAGGAUUCACUAGUUGAACAUCUCGUUCUUAAAUUUUUAGAAUAUUUUAUUUAGAAAGUAUUUUGUUUAUAACUAAGUUUUCAGGGUCAUAUCAUCAAAUAUGAUGUCACCUCAACAUUUUUUUAGUUGAGGUGUAAUAAAACUCACAAAUAAGAUCGGUGAUUAUGCACUAAGUCCUAUUUUAUUGAUGUGCU